UUUCAAUUGUUUAACCAAUUACCAUGAGUAAACAACCUUUUUUUCUCAUUUCUUUCAUUGUGACAAUCAUCAACUGUUCUAAUUUCGUAUCAACAUUAUCAUCAGAUUCAUUGUCAAGAUCAAUUUCUGUUCCAAGGAAUUAUUCUGGACACACAGUUGUUAAAUUAUUAUCAAAUGAAGUACCAAAAUUAUUUCCGUUUUUUAAUGGAUCAACUUUAAGCCAUCAACAAGGAUCCAAAAACUCAGAUAAUGAGUUGGAGGAGUUAUGGACUGUCAAUGAAAUGAACAGCACAUUUAGCGUUUUAAGACUUGGUCCAGCCCAUCGGCAUCGAUUGAAACGAUCAACAGGUUAUUCAAUCAUAUCAGAUGACCUUCAAGAAUGGAUAAACAGAGGAUUUGGACCCAAUAUCCGGUCAGCUAGGUCAACGAAAAGGAUUGAAUCAGUUUUGGUGCGUGAUUUUAGGCUUGACAAGUAUCAGCCAUUAGAUGAAAUUUAUCGUUACCUUGAUGAGCUUGUCAAUGUGGCUCCGGUUCGGGUAUUUGACAUUGGUGAGACUCACGAAGGACGUAAGAUUAAAGCAAUUGAGAUUCGUGGUAAUUCCCAAGAUCCUCGUUUGGUGUGGAUUGAUGCAACCAUUCAUGCAAGAGAAUGGAUCAGUCCGGCAACAAUUAUCUACAUCAUUGAACAAGCCUUGGUAACAAAGGCUAAAGUUAACUUCCUAAUGGUUCCAGUAUUUAACCCAGAUGGUUACGAGUAUUCUUGGACAGUUGAUAGACUAUGGAGGAAGAAUCGUCGUCUCAGCUCAUCAACAAGCCCAUUAUCACCUUCAUCUUUACCAAACUUACCUCGAUCAGCCGAUGCAAUGACCGAAGAGUGCAAUGGAGUUGAUCUUAAUCGAAAUUUUGAUGCUUCUUUUGAUGGACAAGGUUCUUCGGAUGAUGUUUGCUCUCAACUUUAUCAAGGGCCAUCACCUUUUUCUGAGCCUGAAACACGAUCAGUGGGCCAUUUAAUUUGGACGAUGAGGAAAAACAUUAAGCUUGCCAUUAGUAUUCAUUCAUUUAGUCAACUUUGGGCUUGUCCAUAUGCCUACGAUACAGCUCCUACACCUCAUUAUCGUGAACACAUGGAGGUUCUGAAAGCCAUCCAAGAUGCUGUUUAUAAAACACAUGGUGUCCAGUAUACUAUUGGUCCUUUGUCAACAUCACUUUAUGUUGGAUCAGGUUUCUCCAUGGAUUGGAUGUAUGAAAGAGCUGGAAUUGCCCACAGUUAUCUGGUUGAAUUGCGUGAUAAAGGAGUUUAUGGAUUUCUGCUUCCUGCUGAUCAAAUUAUUCCAACUGCUACUGAGACUUGGGCAGGAAUUAAGGCUGCAAUAUACAAAGUAUUAGACGUGAAAAUUAGAUCUUGAAUAAGUGAUUUAAAUUAACAUUUCCCUUUUUCAUUAAUGUUGCCUUUUACUGAUUUCCUCGCUAAAUCGAGGUAUCACAUUUGAUGUGGAUGAAGAUAUUUUUACAUAACAAAUGACUGGGACCAUUUGUAAUACAAAAGCUUUUUUUAACACAUUGUAAUUGCCGAAAGUGUACAGUAUUUAUCUGUAAAGAAAUAAAUUUAUGUAUUUAUAUUGA
Messenger RNA from Tetranychus urticae (two-spotted spider mite), 1623 nucleotides. RefSeq names its product carboxypeptidase B-like. Gene Ontology annotation, biological process: proteolysis. NCBI's taxonomy places the organism in Eukaryota, Metazoa, Arthropoda, Arachnida, Trombidiformes, Tetranychidae. The record is from RefSeq and is a predicted model, not a curated record. Gene Ontology annotation, molecular function: zinc ion binding; metallocarboxypeptidase activity.